UUUUGAAAGGAAAUGUGUGUAUGCUCCUGUUUUGUGGGUGAACAACCCCAAGAUUCAGUCUCUUUAAUCUGCAUCCUCAUCCAAGGCUGGAGGGCCUUAGGACACGGAUGGAAGAUAGUGAGAGAAUCUUCAGUCUCCUCCAAAUAGUUCCCGGGAGCGUCUCUGCCAGGGUCGCCUUAGAAACCAGCUUGGACCGAGGGGCAGGACAGGAUGAAGGUGUGGGGGAGGGGGACCAGGUUGCCUGAGUUUAGGGUUCAGUCCGGACACUGGGGUCCUUUCUUUGUCCAUUCCAGGUCUGCCCCCUCUUUCCUUCCCCCAACCUUAAAAGUGGGCGUGGCUAUCUCCCCCGAGGAGAGCGCAUUUUGCAGUAGGGUAGGAGGGGAAGAGGGCUCCACCUUGGAGGGUACGGAACGGGAGGGAGGUGCUAAGGGAGGGGAAAGGGGCGGAGGAAGGAGCCGCAGUCCAAGCUCCAGCGAGGAUUGGGACCGCUGCCGCCCCUGCCUGCCGGCCAGUCUCCGCUGCUGGAACACUGCUAGGACUGGGACUGGGGCUGGAUGCCCGGCCCUGGACCCCGCGCUCGGUGUCCUCCCUGGAGAGAGCCGUGAGCUUCAGAAGAACACACCAUUCGGCACCUGGACAGUGGUGAUGUCUGGUGGGGCUUGGACCCAGAACAAGGUCCAGCUGUGUGCCGAAGGAGUAGUGCUGAAUACCAGACAGGUGGAAGGCCAGAGAGAAGCUCCAGGGCAUAGUUGUGCUUCCACCCAGGCCUCAUCUCAUUUUCAUCCCCUGGUAUAGGAAGAUUUUCCCUUAGCACAAGAAGCCACAGAGUUGCAUCCCCCUUCCUGAAGAAGUCUCUUAUCCUCUAAAGUGUGAAGGAAUCUUCUCCAUUUGGGCUGGAUCCAAUUUCACCUGGAGCAUGCUUGGAAUGUGCUGUGUUGAAGAAGUCUCUUAUCUCUGGUUUAUCUCAGGUUUUAUUUUUUUUUAAUUGAAUAGGGGGCUGACCACAGGUCUUAGGGCCUCAGGGUAAAGCUUUAUACUCUUGAGAAGUUGAGAAAGUUGACUUUAAGCUCCAGAAGGGACUUGGUGGGUUGACUAGGUUUUCAGGGACUUAGGAGAAUCAACUUCAGACUUUAGGCUCUACAUCCUUGGCCCUCAAAUGUGAGGUCCUUGGAAGAGAGAAGGGAGGCCAAGAGGUAGCUAAGGUUCACCAUGGUGCUUCCACCACCAGACAAGCGCCAUGUGUGCCUGACCACAGUGGUCAUCAUGAGUAGCAUGGCCUUUAUGGAUGCCUAUCUUGUGGAGCAGAGCCAGGGCCCACGGAAGAUUGGCGUGUGUAUCAUCGUGUUGGUGGGCGAUGUGUGCUUCUUGCUUGUCCUGCGCUAUGUGGCUGUGUGGGUCGGGGCUGAGGUGCGUACUGCAAAGCGUGGCUAUGCCAUGAUCCUCUGGUUCCUCUAUAUCUUCGUGCUACAGAUCAAGCUUUACUUCAUUUUCCAGAACUACAAGGCUGCCCGGCGUGGUGCUGCUGAUCCAGUUGCACGCAAGGCGCUGACACUUCUAUUGUCUGUGUGUGUACCAGGCCUCUUCCUACUGCUUGUGGCCCUAGACAGCAUGGAGUAUGUGCGUACUUUCCGCAAAAAGGAGGAUCUGCGUGGCCGUCUUUUCUGGGUUGCCCUGGAUCUGCUUGACCUGCUUGACAUUCAGGCAAACCUUUGGGAGCCUCCACGCACAGGACUGCCUCUUUGGGCCGAGGGCCUUAUGUUUUUCUACUGCUACAUGUUAUUGCUUAUUCUGCCCUGUGUGUCACUCAGUGAGAUCAGUAUGCAGGGUGAGCACAUUUCCCCUCAAAAGAUGAUGCUCUAUCCUGUGCUCAGCCUGGUCACUGUCAAUGUGGUCACUGUCCUGGUACGUGCUGCCAAUAUGGUGCUCUUCCAUGACAGCCGAGUCUCUACUAUCUUCAUUGGAAAGAAUGUGGUAGCAUUGGCUACUAAGACCUGUACCUUCCUGGAGUAUCGGCGCCAGGUUCGCGACUUCCCACCCCCUCAUGGGGCACUUGCCCUUGAAUUGCAACCACCUCAACCCCCACCACCCCAGUUGCUGCACAACUCAGUGCCUCAUGCACCACCUAUUCAUAGUGGCCCUGGUGUCCCCCACGGGCCUUCCCCUACUCGGGACACACUGGAUACGUGACAGGUACUGCCUACCACGGCCCCUGCUCAUGUGGAUGAAGCUUGGGCACAUGAAUCUGUGGAGGGACUGGUGGGUGGGCAAGGAUCAAAUGUGGUUUGCAUGGGACAGCAGGGCCAGAGCCAGAAUGGGAGGAGCUCCCACCUUCCCUACACUCAGGCUCAGCCUGGGAUCUCCGAGAUCUCUUCAUCUCAGGAAUAAUCUGGGGUGUCUCUGAAAACCAAAUGGAUCCUCCAAUCCCUGGACCACUCUCCCUGGGUCAGAGAACUUCCCAGGGUGUUUUAAGGAUUGUCAGGGCUACUUAAUUCAAUCCAUACUAAUUCAGCUGUAGCCUUGGAAAUGAAUCCUCCCUUUGCUAGGUAGAGAGGGCAAAGGGAGGAUAAGAAUGCUUCCCACGUUCCUUGAAUUUAGGCUUGUGAUCUGUCAUUUUAAAGACUUUACGAUUUUCUAUUCAACGAUUGGGCCUUCAGAGUCAGUUUUCAAUAAUUUUAGAUCCCAGAGUACUUCUGGGAUUUGGAGAUUGGCUCAUAGUAUAUGAGAUGCAUGUGAAAGGAUUGGCUGUAUGGACUGAUGAUUAGUGGCUCUAUGGGGGUCAUAAAGACAUAGCUUCCUAUUUCUUUGUUUUUAGGAUUUCCUAAUUUGUCUACUCUGGGUCACUAUUACUUUUCCUGAGAGAUGUUUGCAUCUUAAUGAGAUAUCACCAUAUACACUAGAUAUGCCCAUUCCCAAAGCCCUCAGUAUAUAUUAUCCCUCUGCCUUGAACCUUUCCUGAAUACAUCAACAAAUAUAAAAGUUUCAUGGUCCCUACAUCCAGCUUUUCUCAUGUUUAGUAAUUAGGAUGCUAUUCUUCAUUCCUGUUUCUAUCUCUGACCUGUUUGAAGAGAUCUAAUCCAGGAAUUCAGAACAGGGCCCUUGAAUAGUCUCUUUCCCUUGGGAAGCUAUUGAAUGACUCCUGAGCAUUUAACCCCAAAGAAUAUAGCUUGAGACUGAAGUCUGACUCCAUCUCAGACAUCCCCAACUCUGGUUAUUGACUGAGUUUCUUUGCUCUAGAAUGAACCAGACUCCAGACUGAGCAACUCAGGCUUUUCUUUGUACUGGCUUUAUUACUGAACCCAAGGGUGCCUUUUCUUUCCCCUAUGUAGUGUAGUGAAGGGAUACAUGAGAGCAAGAGUCUGAUACUGCAAUCCUCUAGUAUUGGGAAGAUCCAGUGGAAUUCCUAAGCUCUUGGCAGGAAGGAUAUAUUUAUAUUCUUGUCUUGUCCUUUUCUUUUCCCCAUUUCACCUUCCCUUCAACCUGAAGAUGCAUGGGUCACAUGAUGGAAUGGAAUGCUCAAACAAAUACCCACCUUGGACAGAGUCUAGGAGCCCCAUUUUAGGACCAGGCAUUCUCCUUUGUACAUUCUGUGCAAGGAGGAUUGGAAUUUGCUUGGGUUUCCCUUCCUGUCUCUGACACUUGUGAACAUGGUUGCAAAGUGUGUGUGUG
Molecule: messenger RNA, 3666 nt
Organism: Sarcophilus harrisii (Tasmanian devil)
Lineage: Eukaryota; Metazoa; Chordata; Mammalia; Dasyuromorphia; Dasyuridae
Gene: TMEM121
Product: transmembrane protein 121
Exons: 2
Coding region: 1210-2187 (325 amino acids)
Source: RefSeq, a predicted model, not a curated record